AUGGAUGGACAACUGUGGUUUGAUUUGCAUCGAUUACGAUGGCCAAUAGAUGUUAAUGUUGAGAAGUUUUUGGAUGCAGUUAAACACAAGAUGCCAAGUGCAUUUACAAAGGAUUGGCAUGGUUGCUACAAGCAACGAGCCAUCAACGCUAAAGAAUACAGAGCUGUUGUGUAUGAUUUGGGGAGUCAUUCUGUAAAGUGUGGAAUUGUGACUUUGAAAACACGAAAACCCAAGUUUCUUAAACGCAAAUCAGUUAUUGCAAAGGUCAAUGGAAUUUUUGAUCUUCAUAUGAGGCGAACAGAUUUUGAGCGUUUCUACAGUGGUGCUGAGGCCAGAGCUCAAUUUCCUGAUCAUCUUGUUAGACUCAUAGAAAAUGGGCGUUUUACCAUAUCAGGAAUACAGUUUUUAUCUGAAAUAAUGAUUCAUUUCUACUCUGAAUAUGCCUUGAAACCAAAAUACUAUCCAAUUGUGAUAUUGGAGGCUGCAUUUGAAUGGGAUGAUUCAACGAAGGAAAAGUUGAGCACAAGUUUGAUAUCUGUGUUUUGUCCACCCAGCAUUUGCUUUCUGAGUGCAACUGUUGCGACACUGUACAGUCAUGGUUUGAGCUGUGGUGUUGUUGUAAAUAUGGGACAUGAAACGGCGUCUGUAUCUGCUGCUUGGGAUGGUUCCAUUAUGCCCUCUUGCACUACGAGUCUGGAUGUCAGCGCAUCUCCGGAUGACGUGGCAGAGGUUGUAGGUCAAGUCAUUGAAUCUGCAUGCAAUGGUGAUGAGCACAUUCGUUUGGUUCUCAUGAGCAACGUGGUAUUGGCUGGUGGCCCAUUUAUGGUAGCAAGCAGAAUGAGAUCGGACACAGAAGAUGCUAUUGCUAAAGUUGUCAGCGCAUCCUGUCAUCACAUUUCUGAUGAUGAAGGCGUGGAAAUGAGUGGAGUUAGUGGAGGUUGCUCAUUUGUGUCAUUAUCACGUUUUACUGAAUUUGUGAAAGUACGUGAUGACCAACAGCGUUUAGAGAAAAUGGCCUUGACCGGCGGCCUACCUCAUCCAUUGUCUUUCUACUACUAUGUUACCAAGUUUCAAGAAUUUUGGUGGAGAGACAGAGUUCAAAAUGCAGAAAUAGGGAUCACUCAGGAUGUUACAGACAGUGACUACACUGGUUCUGAAGAUGAUGACGACGACGACGACGACGACGAUGAUAAUGACGAAAUAGGGGUCACUCCGGAUGUCACAGGCAGUGCAUGA
Corticium candelabrum is the source of this 1236-nucleotide messenger RNA. Its product is annotated as actin-like protein 7B. The record is from RefSeq and is a predicted model, not a curated record. The coding region runs from base 1 to 1236 and encodes 411 amino acids. The transcript is spliced from 6 exons. Lineage: Eukaryota; Metazoa; Porifera; Homoscleromorpha; Homosclerophorida; Plakinidae.